Molecule: messenger RNA, 2449 nt
Organism: Leptidea sinapis
Lineage: Eukaryota; Metazoa; Arthropoda; Insecta; Lepidoptera; Pieridae
Product: G-protein coupled receptor 52-like
Exons: 4
Coding region: 108-1136 (342 amino acids)
Biological process (GO): G protein-coupled receptor signaling pathway
Cellular component (GO): membrane
Molecular function (GO): peptide binding; G protein-coupled receptor activity
Source: RefSeq, a predicted model, not a curated record
GCACAGUAGCCUUACUGGAAGUCGUAUGACCCUCCACGACUUUCUUCUCACGGGUGAAGUGCGCAAUAAAAUCUCUGCUCCGGUUGCCACGCACGCCGCAACUUAAAAUGCCGGCGCGGCUGCUCAGCGGUCGCGCCGCUGCGGCCGGGGCAGAAGUGAGCAUGACAGAUCAGUCCUUCACCUCCUUAGAGUCUCUGACCCUGGCGGUCAUUAUCGCUGUAAUUGGAUUCGCUAUCAUCAUCUCCAACUUCCUCAUUAUUUCUGCUUUUCUCAACUUCAAAGGUCUAUCGAACGAAGUGAUCAACUACUACUUGCUGUCGCUUUCAAUAGCAGAUCUACUGUGUGGCGUAUUCGUGGUACCGUUGUCAGUGUACCCUGCCAUAACAGGCCGCUGGAUGUUUGGGGAUCUCAUGUGCAGACUAGUCGGCUACCUAGAGGUCACUCUGUGGUCCGUCUCUGUAUAUACGUUCAUGUGGAUAUCAGUCGAUCGAUAUCUUGCAGUUAGAAAACCGCUCCGUUAUGAGACGGUUAGUGCGACGGUACAAACGCGUACUAGAAGCCAGUGUUGGAUGGUCUUCACUUGGAUAUCAGCCGCGAUGCUCUGCUGUCCGCCACUUCUUGGGUACAAGAAAGAUGCGACCUUCGAUAGAGAAACUCUCAUUUGUAUGCUCGACUGGGGAUCCACUCAAGCGUAUACCGUCACCUUAGCUAUGUUAGUUCUGGGUCCCAGUGUAAUCUCCAUCGUUCAUAACUACUAUUACAUUUUUGCAAUGAAACGCAAGCUGACCAGCGGGGCGCCGAUUCAUGACAAAGAGUACGCAACGGCUUUAGCAGAGAAUUUAGCUAAUCCUAGUCAUUGGAUGAGCUUUGUAAUGGUCACUACAUUUUGGCUCAGCUGGGCGCCCUAUGCCGGUAUCAGAACCUAUGAAUUCUUUACCGGGGAGGAGUUGAAGAUGCCCAUGUUGCAUUUUGGAAUGGUUUGGGUCGGAAUACUUAAUUCAUUUUGGAAAAUAUUGAUCUUGAUAUCUUUGAGUCCGCAGUUCCGUCUUGCGAUGCGUAUACUAUGUCUGACGGCCUGCUGUCGAUCCAAGGCGCGCCUACAAGCAGAACUUGCCGAAUUGGAUAAUGACGACUAAGUUGGUACUCUAUAAUCUAUUUAUAUUGUCUAUGUAAACUCACGAUUCGAUUUUUGAAUAUCUUUUUAGAGUAAGAAUAUUAAUAGUUAUUAUAUAUGUUACUGUACAUAAGGCUGCAUUUAGUGCUCAACCGACGGUCAAUGCGGACGCAGCAAGCUUGAUUGGAUGUGUACAAUUGCGAAGACAAAUGAAUCCGCUCCACGGAACGCGUCCAUGUGUUUUCAUAGUUAGAGGUCCCUUGACUGGCGUUAGCGCUGAUCGCCGGUCCAGCACUAAAUGCAGCCUUAUCUUACAUAAUUGAUCAUUGUCACAAUAUAGUAAUAGAACAGUACUGUAACUUAAUACUAGAGCGCACGCACACAUACACCCGAUUUACACGGCCUAAGCAAUCUUGGGAAGACAAAACUGUUGAGUGCCUCGCCGAGCGCAGCCAAGACUGGUCGCUGUCCAAAUCAAAUUAUCUACGCCACACCGUCAGCACGUCAAUAUUUUUGUAUGUAACAAUGAUAGCGUCCGCCCAGACGUAGCUAUAAAUUUCAUGCUGAGUUACACUACUGUUCAAUUACUGUAUUAUACCGUUUGAGUGUCGAGACACUUGGCCGGUGGAGCCCAGAGGCGUGGAGAAUGUACAAAGUACUAUAUACGCGCUUCAGCCUACUACCCAAGCGCUGGCAGCUAUAUCGCUCAACGGAUCGGCCUAGCUAUCCAAAGCGGAAAUGCUGCCAUUAUUCUUUCUACACUCGUAGUGAUAGUUUGUACUUCAUGUAAUAAUGUUAAGUAGAUUGGAUGGUAAUGCCAAUAAUAAGCCGGGGCAGAAUGGCGAAAAUUUCAAGCACGGUACACAUAAAUCGCAAACACAUUCUUCACAUAUCUUUUUGUAAGACAUUGUAACUUUAUUUAAUAUUUUUUGUAACCAAUGUAGGUAUUGUUUUUUGAUAUUUUUAUGGUGUUAGGCCCAGAGGCGCAUGGAAUAUACAAAGUACUAUAUUGACGCCUCAAUAGGGCUACUGGAAAUCCAAACGCUGGCAGCUAUGUCGGUCAACGGAUCAGCCUAGAUAUCUGAUGCUGCCAGUAUUCUUGUAACACUUCCCCGUAACGAUAGUUUUAAUUUAAUGUAAUCAUAGGAUUUUAAAAAUAGUUAUAAGAUAUGUUUUGUUGGAAUAAAUUAUUAUUAACUUUUAUGGUUAAAAUAUUUACUGUACUUACUAUUGUGACAGUUAUUGAACUGAAAUAAGUUAUGAGAACGAAGUUCUUUUAUGUGGCUGUAAAAGCGUUAAAAAUAAAUAAAAAAAUAAAAAAUAAAUGCAUUUAUU